Messenger RNA from Spizellomyces punctatus DAOM BR117, 2878 nucleotides. Its product is annotated as coatomer subunit gamma. Gene Ontology annotation, cellular component: COPI vesicle coat; endoplasmic reticulum; endoplasmic reticulum-Golgi intermediate compartment. Bases 65 to 2773 code for a protein of 902 amino acids. Lineage: Eukaryota; Fungi; Chytridiomycota; Chytridiomycetes; Spizellomycetales; Spizellomycetaceae. The transcript is spliced from 15 exons. The record is from RefSeq and is a predicted model, not a curated record. Gene Ontology annotation, biological process: endoplasmic reticulum to Golgi vesicle-mediated transport; intracellular protein transport; protein secretion. Gene Ontology annotation, molecular function: structural molecule activity.
AAGCCAAACUUGGAACAAGUCCCGUUCAACGCGCAACUUGGGAUUUGUAGCAUUUUCAAACACCAUGAACUUGGGCAAGAAAGAUGAAGACUCGGAUGCAGGCCUCUUCUUCCACAUUGACAAGAGUACGGUCCUGCAAGAAGCACGCGCAUUCAACGAAACUCCCAUCAAUCCUCGGAAAUGCCGCCUCAUAUUGACCAAGAUUGUGUAUCUGCUCUACCAGUCCGAGGUGUUUCACACCCAAGAAGCGACCGAAACAUUCUUCUCCAUCACAAAGCUCUUUCAAUCUCAAGAUACCCCACUUCGGCAAAUGGUCUACCUUCUCAUCAAAGAACUAUCGACGGUGGCCGAGGAUGUCAUCAUGGUGACCUCAAGUCUGAUGCGUGAUAUGAAUGCAAAGUCGGACGUUAUCUACCGAGCGAAUGCUAUUCGAGCGUUGGCAAAGAUUACCGAUAGCUCCAUGCUGCAAGCGAUCGAGCGAUUCAUAAAGCAGGCAAUUGUGGACAAAAAUCCCAGUGUCUCUAGCGCAGCUCUCGUUUCCUCCCUUCAUCUUUUUGGCGCGAAUAAGGAUGUUGUGAGACGGUGGGCUAACGAGGUCCAGGAAUCCAUCAACAGCAAAGGUCCUAUUACACAGUACCAUGCAUUAGGUUUAAUGUACCAGAUUCGGCAACAUGAUCGAAUGGCCGUCAUUAAAUUGGUGCAGAACUACUCCCGCGGAUCCUUGCGCUCACCUUUAGCGUACUGCAUGUUGAUUCGAUAUGCGUGUAAGAUUAUGGAGGACGAAGAACCAGGGUCACGCUCUCUGUACGAUUUACUGGAAGGCUGGUUGCGGCACAAGCACGAUAUGGUCGUAUAUGAGGCAGCACGCGCAAUUUGCGACUUGCGGGAUGUCACAAGUAAAGAAUUGUUCCCCGCAGUUUCCGCUCUGCAGCUCAUGCUCGUGAAUCACAAGCCCACCCUCCGCUUCGCGGCCAUCCGGACCCUAAGCAAACUAGCAAUGACACAUCCUGCCGCAGUAUUCCCAUGCAACCUGGACAUGGAGAAUCUGAUAACGGAUCCUAAUAGAAGCAUCGCCACAUUCGCCAUCACUACCCUCCUAAAGACCGGUAACGAAGCCAGCGUAGAUCGUCUGAUGAAGCAAAUCACCGGUUUUAUGAAUGAGAUAUCUGACGAGUUCAAAAUCAUCGUUAUUGAUGCGAUCCGGUCUCUCUGCCUCAAAUUUCCGGCGAAGCAAUCGUUGAUGCUGAACUUCCUAUCGAAUGUGCUGAGAGAUGAGGGUGGAUACGAAUACAAGAGAGCGAUUGUAGACGCCAUUUUGGAUAUUAUUUAUCAUAUCCCUGAGUCCAAGGAGUUUGCACUAUCCCACCUAUGCGAGUUCAUCGAAGAUUGCGAGUUCAAUAAGUUAGCUGUUCGCAUACUGCACUUGCUUGGAAGGGAAGGGCCCAAGACAUCAAAACCGUCAAAGUACAUCCGAUAUAUUUACAAUCGGGUUAUUCUUGAAAACGCCACAGUCCGUGCGGCUGCAGUGAGUGCUUUGGCGCGGUUUGCGGUCCAUCUCCCCGAGCUACGAGACCGUGUUAAGGUUCUUCUGACCAGAUGCUUGGACGAUAAUGAGGAUGAAGUAAGAGAUCGUGCAGUGAUGUAUCUACGCAUCAUCGAUGACGAGGAUCUUUGCAAGCGUUACAUUGCAGAUGAAACCACAUAUAGCUGGCCCUCUCUCGAACGGAAACUCGUCGAAUACGUGAACGAUGAGGCCGCUCAUUCUUCGGCCUUUGAUAUCAGUACCACACCUGUGAUCACGGCUGCGCAAGAGAGGGCGGAACGAGCUCGGGUCGCGACGGCCGCUGCAGAACUAGCAGUUCCCACUUUGCGAAGCACUCAGGGUGGGCCGACACCGAGUGCACCUUCAAGCACUCCUGCCGCACGGGGAGCUGUGCCCUCAGCGGCGGGUGACGCACAGGCUGGAUAUGCGGCUGCCAUGGAGAAGAUCCCAGAGCUGGCUGGGUUGGGGUCGCUUUUCAAGUCGUCAAAACCUGUCGAGUUGACAGAAUCAGAAACUGAGUACGUCGUCUCAUGCGUGAAGCAUGUCUUCUCAGAGCACUUGGUUUUCCAGUUUGACUGCCGCAACACAUUGAACGACUCUCUUUUGGAAAAUGUCAAUGUCGUGAUGAAAUUGGAGACCUCUGAGGACGAUGACGCGACAGCGUUGGUGCAAGAUAAGGCUAUACCCAUCCAAAGACUCAUCUAUGACAUCCCGGGAACAGCAUACGUUGUGUACAGCCGGCCUGGCGGGGUGUGUCCGACGGCAACCUUUUCAAAUGCGUUACGUUUUAUUGUCAAAGACUGCGAUCCUAGCACGGGCGAACCUGAUUCGGAAGAAGGCUACGAGGAUGAAUAUUUGUUGGAAGAUUUGGAUCUGGUAACGGCAGACUACAUGCUCCCGUCGUACAUCGUCGACUUUAAGCGAACGUGGGAGGAACUCGGGGAGGCCACCGAGGUUACAGAGACGUACGCCCUGACCAAUGUAGCUAGCAUUAAAGCUGCGGUACAAAAUUUGCUUCAACUUCUCGGCAUGCAUCCAUGCGACGGAAGCGAUAUGGUCAAGGACAAAGCCACAACGCACACGCUCUUAUUGAGCGGAGUGUAUGUUGGUGGGACAAAAGUGGUUUGCCGGUGUCGAAUGGUACUUGGUGACGACGGCGUGACGCUGGAGGUCACAGCUAGAAGCCCUGAUCAGGACGUUGGGCGGAGGGUUGUGGAUGCUGUUUGCUAGACUAAAAGCAGAAACAUAAUACUGCUUCCUAUAAUGCACGUUGCAAUAUUGUUGUGGGCUAUGAUGUUGGGUGAAUUCAUGCUUACGUGAAGAUAUGCAAAGCCA